Molecule: messenger RNA, 159 nt
Organism: Dibothriocephalus latus
Lineage: Eukaryota; Metazoa; Platyhelminthes; Cestoda; Diphyllobothriidea; Diphyllobothriidae
Source: the annotation of a GenBank genome assembly
UCCACCGUGAACCGGCCCACCGCCGCCGCACCUGGCCGCGGAGCCACACAGGAGGAGGGGAUGGGUUUGGGUGGCGAAGAGUCCGGAGGCAGCAGUUCACAGGAUCCUCUGGAAUUUCUAAAGGCGAAAGAUGGAAAAAUUAAAAUUGCUCCCGUUUGA